AGCGCUUCCUCAACCCCAACCAACACAAAGCAAAUACCUCACCCAGCUCACACCAGCUCAGCUCAGCUCAGCUCACCAGGCAGAAGAGGAAGGGAAGGAGGAGAACGACGGCGAAGAAGAAGAGAAGCAGAUCACGCCAUGCCAAGACAGUUUCUUGGUAAGAAGGUGAGGUCACAGGAGGCUCCACCCGCAUCCUCAACUACGCCAACAAGGGCGGCCACGGCGGCAGCCUCAAGAACGACAACAACGGCGGCUCCACCAUCGACUGUAAUAACAUCAACUGGUGCAGUGGCGGCCUCAAGCCAUGGACGGUCGAGGACGCCGACACACGGUGACUGUUCCACAGGAAUGACGACAGCGGCGGCUCCGUCUGAGGCUUCUAUAACCCUCACUAACGCAACGACUGCCUCAAGCCAUAUGAGGUCGAUGGCGCCGACACGAGGUGAGGGGUCCUCAAGACUGACAUCAACGGUAACUCCAUCCGAUGCCUCAGUAAAGUCAACUGGCGCAACAACUGCCUCAAGCCAUAUGCGGUCGAUGGCGCCAACACCAGGUGAGGGGUCCUCAAGAAUGACAUCAACGGUAACUCCAUCCGCUGCCUCAGUAAAGUCAACUGGCGCAACGACUGCCUCAAGCCAUAUGCGGUCGAUGGCGCCGACACCAGGUGAGGGAGAUUGCAACCAGUGUAGUAACUCCAUCCACAACGAUUGCAACCAGUUGUAACAAACGUCAUAGUACUUACCACCUAUAGAUAUUUCUAUUUUUACAAUGGAGCAUGGAUAUAAUUUGGAAAGGACGGGAGUACACUUUUGAGGGGAGACAUGCAUUUGUGACUGGUAUUGAUCUCUCUGGUAAUUCUCUAUCUGGUGAGAUCCCUUCAGGGCUGACAAGUCUCAGAGGCAUGUGGUUACUAAAUAUUUCAAGAAAUAAUCUGUCUGGUAGUAUCCCCAAGGAUAUUGGCAAUCUAAAUUUAUUAGAAUCCCUUGACCUCUCUUGGAACAAACUAUCAGGUCAUAUUCCUCCUAGUGUCUCAAACCUGAUGUCCCUCUCCGCUCUCAAUCUAUCCAACAACCUUUUGUCUGGAGACAUACCUACAGGCAGUCAGCUCCAAACACUUGAGGACCCAUCGAUCUACGACAAUAACCUUGGACUUUGUGGCCCUCCAUUGAGCAUUUCAUGCACAAAUAAUUCGAGUAGUACAACACCAGUUGAGGGCGACCAUGAACAUGAAACAGUGUGGUUGUACUAAUCGGUGAUUGCUGGAACUGUCUUCGGUUUCUGGGUAUGGUUUGGAGCAUUGUUCUUUUGCAAGAUCUGGCGGUUUGCAUUCUUCAAUCACAUCGAUGCCAUGCAGCGGGUUGUUGUACACAAGAUGAAGCGUACCUGACUGUCUUUAGGACACUUAUCUGCUUAUAUAAGAUACAUCUCUUUGUUUUCUUUCACCAAUAAUCUGCAAGUAUAUGUGCUUGUAGUGUGAUAGAUUGGCUUGUACGUAGUUGUAUGAUGAGACCAAUGUCCAACAGAAUUGUAUUAGUUUUUAUUCUC
Messenger RNA from Triticum urartu, 1545 nucleotides. RefSeq lists its product as uncharacterized. NCBI's taxonomy places the organism in Eukaryota, Viridiplantae, Streptophyta, Magnoliopsida, Poales, Poaceae. The record is from RefSeq and is a predicted model, not a curated record.